Molecule: messenger RNA, 603 nt
Organism: Dictyostelium purpureum
Lineage: Eukaryota; Evosea; Eumycetozoa; Dictyosteliales; Dictyosteliaceae
Exons: 3
Coding region: 1-603 (200 amino acids)
Source: RefSeq, a predicted model, not a curated record
AUGGAAAGUAAUCUAAUAAAUUGGAUAAGUAAUUGCAAUCCACAAAUAAUCGAUAUCCUGGUAACUUUAUCAAAUAAUGAAAUAUUUAUAUGUAGAAAAAACUUAAAAAAAAUAAUUAAAUCCCCCAAAAAAUUGUUUAAGAUUGAUAUUAAUUUUGAAAAGUAUAGUUUAUUAAAAAAAGAAUUAGAAAGUAUAGAUUUUUAUUUUAAUAAUAGGAAUAAUGAAAUUAUUUUAAUAGAAAAUUAUUAUGAAGAAAAUUUCAUAAAAAUAAAUCCCAGUAUCGAUAGCUCAAUAAAACUAUUAAUAAUAAACAACUUUAAUUUAAAUCAAAAAUAUGUAAAGGUUAUUUUUGAUAACGAUUGUAAUAAAAACACAAGUAUAAAUAAUAAUGAUAAUAUUAAAAACAAUAAUAACAACAAAAGCAAUAUAAACUCUCCAGUUCCAAAUGCAUUCGAAAAUAAUAAUAUUUUAAAUAUAGAAUUAGUGCCAAAAACAACACUAUGCUAUUUUGAUAAAAGAAUUCCAUUUGAAAUUGUGCAUUUAUUAUCAACAAAAGAAUACUCAAAUCUAAUAAGCUCUAUAAAUUCGAUUUAUCUUGUAUAA